Molecule: messenger RNA, 4914 nt
Organism: Phanerochaete carnosa HHB-10118-sp
Lineage: Eukaryota; Fungi; Basidiomycota; Agaricomycetes; Polyporales; Phanerochaetaceae
Exons: 4
Coding region: 124-4794 (1556 amino acids)
Biological process (GO): siRNA processing
Cellular component (GO): RISC complex; nucleus; cytoplasm
Molecular function (GO): ATP binding; RNA binding; ribonuclease III activity
Source: RefSeq, a predicted model, not a curated record
GCAUCUUUCCCCCUUUGCCCAACACUCCAGCCCACGAGAUCUGGACAUUCUACGUGAGCUGACCCUCGUAUACCUAUCCUGGCGCGAACUGUGAUUGAUGCGGCUUGCUCGCGCGCAAGCGAGAUGACAACCAAAGAAGAAGUCGACCUGCCCUCACCAGGCAUCGUUACCCGAGGCUACCAGCAGGAGUUACUGGACGAGAGCCUGCGCAGGAACAUCGUCAUCGCACUCGACACUGGAUCAGGGAAGACCCACAUCGCAAUGCUCAGGAUGAAGCACGAAGUGGAGCACACCUCAAACAAAGUUUCAUGGUUUCUGGCGCCGACUGUGGCCCUCAUCGAGCAACAGCGCGACGUCAUUGCUGCAGCCAUUCCCGUUUCCGUUGGCCUGAUCUCAGGCGCAUCUGCUCCAGACCAGUGGAAGGAUGCCGAUCUCUGGUUGAACAUCCUCUCUCAACAUCGAAUCGUCGUCUCCACCCCACAAAUCCUCCUAGACGCCUUGCGUCACGGCUACAUCAACCUCGGCAAGCACAUCUCUUUGCUCGUCUUUGAUGAAGCGCAUCACGCGAUGUCGAAGCAUCCUUACAACGAGAUCAUGAGAGGAUUCUAUCAUCCGUUGCCGCCAAGGCACGGUUGCGAUAUUCAGGCAAUCGUACGUCCUGCUAUCCUCGGCCUCACGGCAAGUCCCAUCUAUAGUGCAAGCGACAUUGCAAAGUCCUUUCGCGAGAUCGAAAGUAACCUAGACAGUGUCAUCCGUUCGUCUCGAUUCAAUCGUGAAGAGCUGGCGACAUUUGUCCACAGGCCAGAGUUCCGUUACAUCCUGUACAACCAAAGCACAUUCACGGGCGCUUUAUCUUCCAGGUAUCUCAACACGCUAUAUGCUGUCGUCGACAGCUUGGAUAUCGAGAGCGAUCCCUACGUGAUUGCACUGCGCUCUCAGUUGGCCAAGCUGCCAUCUGGGAAGCAGCGCAACCGCGUGGAUCAGAAGUUGUCGAAAGCACUCGACAAGCGGGAUACCUUUACUCACAAAGGUCUUCGUGACUUCCUCCGCACCGCCACGGACAUCUACGCUGAACUCGGUUCUUGGCCCGCUGAUUGGUACAUCACCAGCAUCAUCCAGGCUACCAACGACGAGAUCGACCUACACACCGGCGUUUUAGGCUCCUGGCAAGAUCACGAGAAGCACUACCUGCUCAACAUCCUCUCCCGGGUUCCUGUAGAAACCCUUUCUUAUGACCCAGAACAUAUUCGUGCCGGCAUCACGCCCAAGGUCCACGAGCUGCUGAAGUGCUUGCGGAGCGAAGAAAGGCGGUCUAGAGCAGAAGAUGAGCCUUUCAGCGGUAUCAUUUUCGUCACUCGCCGCGACGCUGUUCUCGCCUUGGCGAGGGUUAUCUCCAGCCUUCCUGAAAUGACAGCCGAUUUCCAAAUUGGUUGUCUUCUGGGCACGUCGGCUAGCUUCAAGCGCCACGCGUUCUUGGACAUCUCGCGCUCGCUCCUCAAAGAGACUGCGACGCAGGUUUUGAAGGACUUCAGGACGGGCGACAAGAACCUUGUCGUAUCUACCGCGGUUGCGGAGGAAGGCAUCGAUAUUCAGGCCUGUGGCACCGUUAUCCGCUUCGACCCGCCGGACAACAUGGUCUCCUGGGCGCAAAGCAGAGGCAGAGCGCGACGGCGCAGGAGCACCUUCCUUGUCAUGCUUGGCAGCGAUUCUGCUUCCGAAAAGAUUGCACUAUGGCAGGAAAUGGAAAAGACCAUGAUUAAGUUGUACACUGAUACUACCCGCGGCAACGACCCUCCUCCCGAGACUGAGCUCGAGGAAGACUUAGAAUUCGUAGUACCACACACUGGGGCGAAGUUGACUCUAGAGUCCUCCAUCAGCCACCUGUACCACUUCUGCGCCAUCCUUCCACAUUCGUCUCACACGGUUCAAGGGCCCAUCUUUGAACUUGAUCCCCCGGAAUACGACGAGGGCUGGCAUUCUUUGGACCCGCGGUAUGCACCGGCUCCUUACGGCGGACCCUGGGGCGCAACAUGCACGCUGCCGCGUCAGGUCCCCAAGGAGGUCAAGACCGAGGACGGGGAGACGAUCAAGCUCCGUAAGUUUUCGACUUCCAGGGUGUAUCCAACGAAGCAGUCCGCGCGGAACCACGCAGCAUUCUUUGCGUACCACCAGCUGUACCUUGCCGGGCUCCUCAACGACCACCUGCUCCCGCUCACGAGUGCGAUCGACAAAGACGAGGACGGCGCGGUCAAGCUGUUGCUGCAGGACAUCGAGAAGCGCGCCGGGCUUACGAAGACGUCGAUCCAGUACGACCCCUGGCAGGCGACGGAAGGCGCGCAGACGUGGUGGUACAACGAAGUGGGGAUCGAAGGACUCCCGCGGCUCUUCAUGCUCACGCGCCAGCGCCUCGAGGCUCUGUCGGCGGACGAGUUGCCAGUGUUGUACAUCCCAGGCCGAGAUCCCCCAGCCACGCGCGUCGAGAUCUUCUCGGUGCCCGAGGAGAUGGAGGACGAAGGUGCCGUCAUCGCUGCGCAGGCGUACACGCAGCGCAUGUUCUCAUCGACCUACGAUAAGCACAUGGACCCUGACAGGAUGGACUUUCCCUACCUCUUUCUGCCCAUGGACGAGGCUCCAGACGAGGCAGAGUGGAGGGUCCGCCGCGAGUGGAUGCAGAAGCGGCUGUCUGUCGGGAAGUGCACGCGAUGGGAGGGCCCCCUGCGCACCAAUGCGGACGCGCUGGGUCAGCGAUUUACGUAUCCGGACAACCUCGCCUCUGUGCGCUCGAACCGAAAGUUCGAGAAGCCCUUGCAGUUUAAACACUGGCAUCAUGGCCCAAUCUCCGCUGAGGAAGAAGAAGAGUUCGAGGAACGCUACUGCGAGGCACCGUCCUACCCGCUGAUCGUCGCAGAGGCACCUCCACGCAGGAGGAACUUCCUCGAACCUCUCGACUCUGCUGACGCAGGCCUGUCAGAUGGAAAACCCGUAUUACUCCAUCCCAAAUACACCACAGUCGACUUGGUCUGCGCCGAUGACAUACAGUUCGCGCUGCUGCUGCCGUCGCUGCUCCGGUUCGCCUCCAUCUCGGCCACCGUGCACGCGGUGCGCAUCACCCUCUUCGCUUCGUCCCCGCGCCUGGCCUCGAUCCCCUUCACGCUGCUCCGGCCGGCGCUGACCGCGCCCGUCGCGACCGAUCUGGUCAGCUACCAGCGGCUGGAGACGCUCGGCGACACCGUGCUGAAGUACAUCGUGAGCGUCCUCCUGCACGCCCAAUACCCCCUCUGGCACGAAGGGUACCUUGCGCGACGCAAGGACCAUGCCGUCAACAACAACAGGCUUGCGAAGGAGGCCCUCCGGCUCGGUCUCCAGACGUGGAUCAUCCGGGACCGGUUCGCGGCCAAGAAGUGGCGCCCGCGGUAUAUCGGGGAUGCUGCGUCGGCACCGGCGAGCCCAGUGGCGGAGAAUAAGAACGAGGGCGCUGCUGCGGAUAUCGGCAAGGGGGACGACCCUGCAGGGGACGACAACGUUGAGGCCGAGGACGUUGGCAAUGCCAAGAAGGCUGGCGAGGGGAACGAUAAGGAAAACGGCAAGGAGGUCGCCCAGGGCGAAACGACCAAUGGGAACAAGGCCGCUGAUGCAGACAAGAAGAAGAAGAAGAAAAAGAAGGCGAAGACGCAGGAGCUGUCGACCAAGAUGUUGGCGGACGUCGUCGAGUCGCUGAUUGGUGCGGCGUACGAACACGGCGGGUUCGACUUGGCCACCGAAUGCAUGCAGCUCUUCCACCUCGGCAUCGACACGUGGGAGACUGUGCCAGCCUGCGUCGAGAAGUCGCUCGGCCAUAUCGAGGAGCUAGGCGAGCUCCCUCCGGCACUGGAGCUCGUCGAACGCAUGGUCGGCUACAAGUUCUCGAAGCGCGUCCUGCUCGUGGAGGCCCUGACGCACGCGAGCUACACCGGCGUCAUCGAGACGCAGUCCUACGAGCGGCUCGAGUUCAUCGGCGACGCUGUGCUCGACAUGAUCGUCACCGACUUCCUCUACCACGUCCCGGGCAAGAACUACACGCCGGGGCACAUGCACCUCCGCAAGGAGGCGCUCGUGAACUCGCACCUGCUCGCGUUCGCGUGCAUGAACACGCACGUCGACGUCGACGCGUCGAUGCCUGCGUGGAACGCGCAGGACGGGAUCGUGCUCGACACGGCGACGCAGCGGAUCCCGCUCUGCCGCUGCCUGCUGCACUCGAGCCCGCGGGUGCUGGACGACCUGAACCUGACGUACGCGCGCUGGGAGAAGCACGGCGCAGGCAUCCGGCGGGCGCUCGAGCACGACGUCAUCUACCCGUGGGCGGCGCUGACGAGCCUGCAGGCGCCCAAGUUCGUGAGCGACAUGUUCGAGAGCGUCCUCGGCGCGAUCUUCCUCGACUCGCACGGCGACCUGGGCACCGUCAGGGCGGUCCUGGCGAAGCUCGGGAUCGUACACAUCAUGGAGCGCAUCGUCGCCGACGAGGUCGACGUGUUGCACCCCGUGUCCAGGCUUGGGAUCUGGGCGGCCAAGAACGAGCGGAAGUGGGAGAUCAAGAGCGAGAAGAUCGACGGGGACAUCAGCUGCUACGUGAAGAUCGACGGUGUCGAAGAGUUCAGGGCGACGGAGCCGUUUCGAGGCAGGACGUCGCAGAAUGAGGUCCGCUUCGCUGCGGCGGAGGGUGCGAUUCGGAAGCUGCACGUUAUCGAGCAGGAGACCGCGGAAGAUGUGGACGAGGUUGUCAUCGAGGAGGAAUGGUUUUCGUUAGGAUGGGAGUGAGGCCGAGGUCGCUGCUCAUGCAGACAUUUUUCUUUUUCUUUUUUCUUUUCUUUUUUGGUUAUUUACACUGUUUCCGCGAACAUAGAGACUUUGCUGAUCUGAUGUUUGACGCCAACGCCA